This is a messenger RNA of Solea senegalensis (Senegalese sole), 2008 nucleotides long. RefSeq lists its product as uncharacterized. The transcript has 8 exons. The annotation marks the transcript as partial. Gene Ontology annotation, molecular function: zinc ion binding. Lineage: Eukaryota; Metazoa; Chordata; Actinopteri; Pleuronectiformes; Soleidae. The record is from RefSeq and is a predicted model, not a curated record.
GUUCCGUGAAGGGAGCAUUUUCCCCGCAUCCACCUACCAGCUUCAGCUAACAACACCGAGACAGAGCGCUGUGUUCGAGGGAGAUGUCGACGCGUUGUUCUCCGGUGAAUGUCGAAAACGCCAGAUGAGAAUCGAAGUGUCCGCACAGUGAAACGUCUGUCCCGGGACUCCUGAAGGAUCCGGAACUGUUUUUGGGUGUAAGAGCUAGCGGAGCUAACCCCGGCUAACCGCAGACUGACAGGUGCACCAUCCGCGGAGUUCAGAUUUGAGACGUUUAAGCCUCGCCUUCUUGUCCGGAUUAGGAGUUUUACACCUGGAAACAAGAGUUUCAUCUUGGUACAAAGGCAUUUUAUACACGCAUACUAUCAAGAAAGCUGACAUCUGCAGGAGGAAACCUACAGCCUCUUUUACUUCUCCACCUUCGUUUUCCUCUAUUCUAUUGUUCACUCUUUUGUAAUUCCUCAUUUCACUCUCUCUGUUUGCUGUCCCUGCUCUUCCGUCUCGUCUCCCACCCUCGAGAAACGCUGCUGACAUGGCCUCGGCCAACUCUGAGUCCAGCGUCCUGCAGGAGGAGCUCACCUGCCCCGUGUGUCUGGACCUCUUCCGUGACCCCCACUUGCUUCCCUGCGGCCACAACUUCUGCAAAACCUGCCUCAAUCACCUCAAGCGGCAAGCGGAGCGGGGUCGCCUGCGCUGCCCAGAGUGCCGCGACAGCCACCGGUGCAGCACCAGCUUUCAGAAGAAUUUCAAACUAGCCAAUAUCGCUGACGACUACCGCCAGAGGCGUAGAGCAACCACUGCUGCCGCGACACGUUUGAAGUCCAGGGAAUCGCCGUUGUCUUUUGUGGCGGCGCAGAAAUCGGGGAGUGUCUUUUCUGUUCCGUGUGACUACUGCCCCUCAGUGACUGCUGAGGCACCGUCAUCCUCUUCUGCUUCUCACAGUGGAGGGGACGAAACUGCUGCUACUGCUGCUGCCGCCGCCGUGUCGCAAUUUGCGGUCAAGACAUGCCUGAAAUGCGAGGUGUCCAUGUGCCAGGAGCACGUGAAGCCGCACCUGGAGCUCCCGGCGUUCUGUGAGCAUCCGCUAAUGGACCCCAUAGACGACUUCUGGAAGAGGAAGUGCCUGGCGCAUGAUGAAAUAUACAGAUACUACUGCAUGGACUGCAAGGUGUGCGUGUGCAACGCCUGCACCAUAGAAGGAGACCACUCGGGACACACGAUGAAGACACUGAAGAACACGAUGAAAGAUCUCAAGGGAAUUCUGGACAAACAGCUGUACAGAGUUGAGAGGAAGUUCAGUCUGGCAGAGAAAAAACUCCAGGAGCAGAGGCAGAAGGAGAGACAGAACAAGAAGUUCUUGGACGACUCGGAGCAGUGCUUGAACAACCUGGGUGACGAGAUGGAGGCCAAAGUGCUCGGCUUCGUCACCAGGUUGCGAGAUUGCACGCGCACCCACGGCGACACCAACGGCCUGGCCAUCCAGAAGAACAUCUUCAGGAUCUGCCAGGACCAGGCUCGCCUCCAGGAGGCCCGCUGUGGCAUCGAGAGCCUCAUGCAGGAGAGCGACCCUUUCCGCUUCAUCCAGGCUUACAAGACGACGGGAAAACAGUGCCGCAGGCAGUUACGGAAAAAUAUGUUCUACCCAGAAUACGUGGACAUGGAGACGGAGGUUCUCGGCGCAAUGAUGGAUGACGAAAUUACGAAAUUCCUCAACGAGGAUCUUCAUCGCCACAUUGUCGCUGCCUUAAAGGACAUGUGCGAUCUGACGGAUCAUGAGGAAGAGGAGCAGGAGGACAACGAAGAAGACGCCGGGGAGGAGGACGAGGAUGAGGACGAAGACGACCUCAGCGACAGCAGCGAGGACGAGAUGAGGAGCGAGGGUGAGGAAGAGGAGGAGGAGGAGGACGAGGAGGAGGAAGGACACGACCAGAGCGAUGGGGCGGACGACCUGUACAGUCCAGAGGAGGAGGUGGAGAGUGAGGACGAAGAAGACGAGGACAGAGAGGAG